Rotaria socialis is the source of this 858-nucleotide messenger RNA. Lineage: Eukaryota; Metazoa; Rotifera; Eurotatoria; Philodinida; Philodinidae. The record is from the annotation of a GenBank genome assembly.
AUGCAAAAAUAUGAAAAUUUUAGUCGACAUCUUCGAGAGAAAUAUUCUACACGUGUACACAUUGCUGAACAGAUUAUUGAUCAAAUGAAAUAUAACAAUCAAUGGUAUGCACCAUCCGCAUGUAUUGAUAAGUUAAAUCGUGCGAAUAUGAUAAAAGCUCAGCAGGAAAUAUCGUUUUCAUUGAUAUCUUAUUUAAAUAAAUUCGAGUGUGAAAAAUCGAAUUCAAAUGAAAACAAUAAAACAUUGGAACCAUAUUUUCAAGAAUGUGUCUUAGCUGCAGGACGGAUUAAAAACAAUCGACGUUCUGAACGCGAUCGACAGAUUUGUUAUGAAAAUUUUAUUUUAGCAGAAAAACUAGAACGUAUUAAAAACCCACCUGGACGAAUAAGCUCAGCGGAAGACUAUCGAAAUGAUGGAAAUAAAUUAGUUAAGAAAAGAUUUUCGGAAACUGUCAUAAUUUCUUCUCAUUCGUCAUCAACAAUUAAAAGUAAAGCAUCAGCCUUAGACGAUGAAGAUGAUCAAGCAACAGCAGCUGAUAUUGAUGUUGGUAUGGACUAUUAUGAUUCUAGAUCACUACCUAAAAAACGAAAUAAAUCUCGAAAGAAUCAUAAUUCGAAUUGUGGACAAUCAAUGUCAUUGAAGAACGAAAAUGAACAUGUGUAUCAACAUCUAAACAAUAUUGAUAUGCUAAUGGUUAGAGAUACUAAACCUCUGCCAAAACCGCAAAAUUCAAGACAUUUUUCUAUCUGUAUUCUUCCUCAUUCGAAUUCAGAUGUUUUUAAAUCAAAGAGCAAUCAUUCCCAGUUUUUAUCAAACGAUCCACCAUGUGCAUUUAAAAAAGAAGUUUUGUAUGAUUAG